AUGUCAGAUAUUGCAACUUCGAGGAAUACUCGACAACCCCAGCAGUCGGCUCUCCCAGACUUCACCUUCACCCAGUACGAGCUUACGUGUAUCAAGGAGACAUGGAACGCUCUCAAAAUCACUAGAACCGUCGACAGCAUGUCUCUGGCCCGAGUUCCAGCCAAUAACUCGAAGGAGAGCCUACAUAAUAGCGAUAAAAAUACCAGCAAAGAUGCAAAUGUGAAUGGUAGCAAGAACAGUGAUAACAGCAGUAGCACACAACCAUUGCCCAAGUCUUCUGGACCUGUGCAUAUGAAGAGGUCUAACAUCGACGACCAUAUUCUCAAUUUAGAGAAGUUCCACAGUACUCUAUGUGGACAUAUCUUCCAGAUCGAGAACGAUUUGCCAGAAAACUUGAAGAGAAACGACUUCCACAGAAGUCUGUUGGAGCACUACAAUCAGACAAUCUCGAACUUUCACUACGAGAUGAUCCAGACAAGUUAUCAGGUAACCCACAUGGUGCAGCUUAUCUCGAUCAUGAUCAACUGUCUUGAAUUCAACAAGUCAUUACCAGUAGCUUACAUCACCAAAGUGAGUAAAGUCAACUACAGAAUCCACGACAUGGACGCCUUGGCUUAUAAGGUAUUUGGUGAAGCGUUGAUCAUGACGGUUAUUGAAGUUUCCAACGAAAGCAACAAAUCUAGCUGUAUCUGCGAAGCUUUUACUAUCAAACACCAGGCGAUCUUCAAUAAGUUUAUAUCCAAAUUGUUGAACAUUUUGAUCUACUAUGGCUUCGACGAAAUGUUAGGAAUGAACUCUGCCGUCAACGGCACCAAAGCAUCAGCAAACUUACAGAGAAACUCAUAUAUGUCUCUAUCUAGCUCUGUCUCAGCUUCGCUGGCUUCUUCGAGAAUCGCACUCACCAGAGUUCAAAGCGAAAUCUCUACCAAGUCAUCACAGUUGUCGUUAUACUCUGGAAUCGACGAAACUGCUUCUUCUAUUGGCAUUUCAGACUUCGAAUAUGCUUCAGAAAAACCAACUAACACUCACAGCAUUACCACAGCAUUUGGUCUUGACAAGUUCAAUUCCAAAUCGGAACCAAAGACAUUUGAAGAUAUCAAAGAAUCAGACGAAUACGAAUCCUUUGAGGAAGAGGACGAUUCUUUCGACAUGCUCAACUCUUUUGCUCCACCAACAGCCAAGACCAGCAAAAACUUGUUCAAGAAGAACACAUCAAACAAGCAAAUGCCUAAAAAUCAACGCUCACUGGGAAGAGUGCCUGUUCAUGACGACACUCAGGAUAACUGUACAAUAAUGUAG
Scheffersomyces stipitis CBS 6054 is the source of this 1299-nucleotide messenger RNA. RefSeq lists its product as uncharacterized. Lineage: Eukaryota; Fungi; Ascomycota; Pichiomycetes; Serinales; Debaryomycetaceae. The transcript has a single exon. The record is from RefSeq and is a predicted model, not a curated record. The coding region runs from base 1 to 1299 and encodes 432 amino acids.